CUUCUCACUCUGUCUCUCCCUCUCCCUCUCGGCCAGCUGCAUGCGCUUACCCCUCGACAUCACUAUUUUUUUUUAUUAAAUCAUAGCUACAUAGGUAUUAUACAUGUAUAUACCGUACAUAAAAUUAAGGUUAUAUCGUAUACGUAUUUGUACCUUACGUCUACUUACAUUUGGAAUACGUCAACGUAUAAUAAACACCUCUUGUCCUCCCCCAACCCUCAAAUUCAUGAUCUCCUUCUCUCUCUCUUCUCUUCACCUAACGAAGAUCCUUACAUUGUGAACUCACAAUCUAAUAACACUUUUAUUAUACCCCCUUACCCUAAUAUACCAUAACCUGUGAUACCCAAAAACGUUUCUCUACUUUGCGCCAUUGUCGUAUACAGAAUCGUGAACUGAUCUUGAGAUACCCUAUUUACAUAUCACGACACAAUCAUGGCAAGCGUAAAUAAACCAACUGACAUCAAGGAGAAGGAAGCCGACGUCAACCGGAAGCUUCAGAUAUACGGAAUUGUCAAAGCAUUCCAGAUUGGGAAGUUGCCAUCUAAUGACCAAAUAGAUGUCGCCCUAAACAGUCUGCUUCAGUCGAGAGCAUUGACAAACCCCUCGGAGCGACUUUCACCAGAAGGACGGGAGCUUGUCAAGGACUUCAGAGAAGUCGUAACUCAAGCUAAGAAGUUGCUGCUAUCCAAGAAUGAAGGAAACCUCUUACAGGAUUUCAUAUGGCAGACUCAGCAGUUUGACCCCAACGCUGUGAGUGUGCCUAACGCUCCUAUCGACAAGGAUACGGUGAAACAGCAUGGAGACAAAGUUCUCGAGGGGUUCCGGACGCUGGGAACAUUGAUUAUCACCAAUGGCCAGUUCCGCAAGCUUCUGAAUGACGCUACUAUACUACUUCGCGACAUUGCUGGCGAUGCCGCUUCCAAUGCCGCGAACAAGGUCCGGCCUGACGGCGAGGCCCUCGCUCAAAUCGACCGACCUGCUGAGGACAAUGUCUGGCAUGAUACUCCCGAUUUAUCCAAGAAGAAUUUGAAGUCGCAGCUUCAGAACGUUUACAAGAGCGACCCGGCUCAGGAUGCCAAGGGCGUGGUAAACGCUGGAGCCGGAGCUAUCCGACAACCGGACGGAUCGGCAGGAGAUCGCAUUAACGCUGCACAGGACGCGACAAGCAGGGCCGCAGAGCAGGUCAAGUCCAGCAUCGACCCGGAGACUCGCGAAUCUACGAAGGAGUCAACCCAAGAGUAUCGCGCUCGCAUUAAGCAGUAUCUGUCGAAGAAGAUGCCCGAGGAGCGUCGUAGCCAGACUAUCUGGCGUCUAAAGAAAAUGAUUGUCGAAUGCCAGCAACACCCUGACUACCAGCAAGCCAUUUCUACCUUGUUAGACUUGGCUGAAGAGUACGGUUCUCAUGGCAGGAGCAUUGCUACCGGUGGUACCGGCACAGUCAAGCAGACGCGAACCCACCUAGCUGCUGCUGAAGCUGAUCUAAAGACUCUAAUCGAGAGGUUCGCCAAUGGAACAUCUACUGAUGAUCUAUGGUCUUCCAUCAACACUAUCUAUGAGGAUGCUGAUAGGGACCCCGAACUCAAAGAUUGGUUUAAGUCGAUGAACUCCUAUGUCCGAAGGUGUCUCAAGCAGCAAGGCUACAUUAUGGAAGAUGCUUCCACCGAGGAGUGGAACCGUCUCUAUGAUCACGGCAACUACCUCCUUCGUGAGAAGUACAAGACUCACACUGAUCGCAUCGUUAAUGAGAUCAAGUUCCUUGCCGAUCAGUUCGACCAGGAUGCUCAGAAUAAGGCUUUCGCUGCCUCAGUACAGAAGUUGUUCACCGACCUUGGCAAUGACGAGAACGGCAAGGCGACGUUUAAGCCUCAUCUCGUCAAAGACCUAACUGAUGUAAUCAUCCCGGCUGCCUUUGAGAGGAUUGCAUAUAUCCCUAUCCCCCGCAUUGAGUACUCCGACACCGAGAUCGAUGCUGUCGUUGAGAAUUUAGUAUUGGAGAGCGAUAACUUCAUGCCUAAUGUGCUUGAAGUUGCUAGCGACAACUAUUUCCGCUGGGGCCGCAAGAAGAUUGCAAGCGCAAACAAGAAUUCGAUCGACGUCAAGGUCACUGGCAUCCAGAUGGAUCUUCGUGAUGUCAGCUUUUACGUCAAGCGCAAACAAGGCUUCCCCUCAAUUACCGAUACUGGUGUUGCUAACAUCAAAAUGGGUGGCGAUGGAUUUUGUUUCCGUUUGAAGUUGUCAACCACAGAUGACAAGGACAAGCAGCACUUCUUUAAGCUGGACAAGGUCGAUGUCGACGUCAAGAACCUCCAAAUCAAGCUUGUCAAGUCUAACCAUAAGAUCCUCUUCAGUCUUUUCAAGCCCAUCAUGCUCAAGAUUCUUCGACCAGUAGUCCAGAAGACCGCUGAGAAGCAGCUUAAGGAUCAAUUUAACAAGUUUGACCAGCUUCUUUUCCAGGUUAAGAAGGAAGCUGACCGCGCUCUCGACGAAGCCCGUUCCAGCCCCGAGGACGUUCCAAACAUUUACAGCCGCUACGUCACUGCUGCUCAGAAGCAACUCCUCCAGGGCAAGAAGAAGGUAGAGGCCGUGGCAGCCGACAAAAAGGUCAACAUGGCGGUCACUAAGGAGGAUAGCAUCUUCCCUGACAUUCACCUACCUGGUGGUAUCAGCUCUAAGGCUACCGAAUACAAAGAACUAGCCCGAAAGGGAGAGAAGUGGGAGAGCCCCGUCUUCUCCAUUGGCAGUGCUCCCAAGAGCAGCGAUAUCCCUGGUCCUCCUCAAGUUACCCGCAAGCCACACGCUAUUAGCGGCAGCACCACGAACGGGAACCAUACACAUGGUAAUUACGCCAAUGGUAACUAUACUAAUGGUAACUACACAAACGGGAGGACCGUGAACGGGAAGUAUUCUGAACCUGUUACCGGACCCAUCGCUACCACCGGCCCUGCGACUACUACUGUUCCCACCGUGAGUGGUAACACUGCUACGAUCUAGAGAGCGUAC
This is a messenger RNA of Daldinia caldariorum, 3000 nucleotides long. RefSeq lists its product as uncharacterized. The record is from RefSeq and is a predicted model, not a curated record. Lineage: Eukaryota; Fungi; Ascomycota; Sordariomycetes; Xylariales; Hypoxylaceae. The transcript has 5 exons. The coding region runs from base 433 to 2991 and encodes 852 amino acids.